AAUAGUACACACAGACUGGCGAACAUCAGCACCCCUUGUGUUUUGUUUUCUGUUGGUUGACAUUUCUCGUUACAGUGUUUCAGAAGUUUAUUUACCGUUCAGGUGGUUCCACUCGUUUUUCUUUCGUACUCAAAAGCAAUCCCAGGAAGAUGAUAGACGAAGAGAAAUUUGAAUCGAAAAAAGGCGACAAAGUGAAGACGAAAUUUGUCGCCCGAACGAUCCAGGAGGCACACCGAAUCAAACUCGAAAAGCUGAUGAGUGAUCCGACAAAACCUGUAAUCAUCCCAACAACCAAGCAAAAAAAGGACUUCUCCAAUGCCAUUCCAUCAUUCAUCCGAAAUGUUAUGGGAUCAAGUGCUGGGGCUGGAAGUGGGGAGUUUCAUGUUUACCGACAUUUGCGGCGUAAGGAAUAUGCGCGGCAGAAGCAUAUUCAACAGAAGAGCAAACAGGAGACCCUUGACGAAGAAUACGAACAGCGGUUGGCUAACAAUCGACUGCAAUCGGAAGAAAAAACUGCCAAAAAGAGAGCCAAGCGAUUGAGAAAGAAGAAAAAUGCCAAAAAUAAAGCAAAAGUGCCGAGAAUCGAUGAGCCAGCUGAAAAGUCAGGAAGUGAAUCGGAUGAUGACGAGGACGAGAAUGAUGAGGCUGAGGAUGGAAAACAAACCGAUGGAAAUGAAGCCAUCGAAACGAAACCCUCGACGGAUGAUAUUCCAUUGGAUGAUGUUGCAUCGAAUGAAGUUCCAACGGUUGAUGUAGAGACAGAAAAGCAAUCGGAAUCCGAAGAAAAGAGCGCUCCACAAGAAACCAAGUCAGAGGAAAAGGUUGAUGGUCUCAGCGGCGAUAAGGAAGGCAGCGUUAACGAAUGAUGUUUGAAGCGAAACGUAAUAUUAGUUUGGAGUUAAAUUAACGAAGCAUAAAAACGUUGUAUCACUCGCAUUACAGGUCCAGUUACUGUACUUAUGAUGUAAGUAAAUGAAUAAUGGUUCUUUAUAACAAUAAAGUUAGGAGGACACCUUGAAAUGAAUCAA
This is a messenger RNA of Bradysia coprophila, 1028 nucleotides long. RefSeq lists its product as uncharacterized. The record is from RefSeq and is a predicted model, not a curated record. Gene Ontology annotation, molecular function: double-stranded RNA binding; protein kinase binding; protein kinase inhibitor activity. Gene Ontology annotation, biological process: negative regulation of protein kinase activity. Gene Ontology annotation, cellular component: nucleolus. Lineage: Eukaryota; Metazoa; Arthropoda; Insecta; Diptera; Sciaridae.